AUGGCGAACAUGCUGGCGACACUCCUGGUUCUUCUGAUCAUCAUUUUGCGGGAACCUGGACAGACCCAACACUGUGACAGCAGCUGUCCAUCAGUCUGCAAUUGCGUCGGUAGGGGCUUCCGCCUUGUUCCUGCAGACCUGCCCAGAACCAUCACCAGUCUUAAGCUGCACCACAAUUCUAUCACAAACUUAAGAAGGAUUGGAUUCUCAUUGUACUCAAAGUUGAAGGAGUUAAAUGUUAAUCAUAAUAAGAUUUCAAAAGUCCACAAGCAGGCCUUCUCCGGCCAGCUCCAAAAGUUGUACCUAUCAAAUAACAAGAUAACUUACAUUCAGCCUGGUGCAUUUUCGCUUUUAGGUUGGCUCCAAGAGCUGAACCUGAACGGAAAUAAGAUAACCAACAUUGACCCUGGUACAUUUUCAUGUUUACCUGGUAUAUUUUCAUGUUUAUCAAAUCUAAGAUCUCUGAACCUAGGUAACAACAAAAUAACUAAAAUUCCGCUCGGUACAUUCCUGAAUCUAACGGGGCUUUCUAGUUUGGGCCUAUACUCCAACAACCUAACUACAGUCCUUCCAGGUACAUUCACAAAUAAACGACGUCUCAAGCAUUUGUCGCUGCACAACAACCAAAUAACUGAUUUCAAGACUGGCACAUUUUCAGAUUUGCCCAGACUUCAUUUUUUGGAGCUAUCAAGUAAUCAAUUACGUGACAUUCAACCUGGGGCACUCUCAAAUCUAACUAAUCUUAAAACGUUACGCCUGGAUGAAAACCCAUGGAAUUGCGAUUGUAGGAUGGUAGGUGUGAAGAAAACCUUUAAAUUCAAUAACAAAAUAACUUGUCAAGAACCUAGCAACCUCCACGGGAGAAAACUAGACGAAAUAGAUCCAAACAAUCUAAUCUGUACAAAACCAAAGAUUGUGAGUUUUGAAAACAUCAAAGGCAACAGACUGGUGCCGGGAGAAAUUCUCCAUUUGGUCUGUGAAGCUUCAGGUAUCCCUAAACCAGACAUCACAGUCACCCUCCCAUCUGGACUGAAAGCUACUGUUGAGUCAAGUGUGAGAGUGACUGUGGGAGUGAAUGGUGCCAUCACCGUAACCAAUGUUACUGCAGCUGAUGCUGGUAAGUACAUCUGUACUGCGAGAAAUCUAGUUGGUUUUGCAUAUGUCAACCUAUUUGUGGUGGUAGAAAUCCCAACAUCGGUCAUACCCGUCGUAUCCACUGGCCUUGUGGAGACCUCUGAUGUCAUAGCUUCCACAUCUGCCUCGCACACUGACGGCAUGAUGUUCAAAAGGCUAACGACAUCUGACAGACUGUUUGUUGAGGUAAAAACUAUAACAUCAGUCAUGUCGGGCAUAUCCACUAGCGCUGUUCAGUCUGACGGCAUGGUGUCCCAAAAGCCAACGAUUGUGAGGUUUAAGGUGAGCAAUAGUACAAUAGCGCAGGUGGAGACUCUGUAUUUGGUCUGUGAAGCUUCAGGAAGAGCUCCUCCAAAUAUCCUUGUCACUCUCCCAUCUGGCCUGAUUGCAAGUGCGGAGUCAGACGACAUGGUCAGCACGUCGCUCAAUAGUUCAGGAGGUCAGGGCAGGUCAGAGAUAACCAGCAGUACUACAGGUACAGAACAGGCCGAUACACCUGAGAACGUAUAUGAGGACCCCGAAUCUCUCAUAGCCGUCGCUGGUCCGCCCUUAGAUAAUGAGAAAACAGCUGAAGCAUGA
Messenger RNA from Branchiostoma floridae (Florida lancelet), 1713 nucleotides. Its product is annotated as peroxidasin homolog. The coding region runs from base 1 to 1713 and encodes 570 amino acids. The transcript has 3 exons. The record is from RefSeq and is a predicted model, not a curated record. Gene Ontology annotation, molecular function: protein binding. Lineage: Eukaryota; Metazoa; Chordata; Leptocardii; Amphioxiformes; Branchiostomatidae.